This is a messenger RNA of Necator americanus (New World hookworm), 1950 nucleotides long. RefSeq lists its product as uncharacterized. The record is from RefSeq and is a predicted model, not a curated record. The transcript is spliced from 11 exons. The coding region runs from base 1 to 1950 and encodes 649 amino acids. NCBI's taxonomy places the organism in Eukaryota, Metazoa, Nematoda, Chromadorea, Rhabditida, Ancylostomatidae.
AUGACGGUGUUAUUUCUCACCUUCAUACCACUAUUUGCAGCAUUGCUUAUCGACACAUGUCGAUGCGAAUCCAAGGAAAAAAGGAUUGAAAUGAAACAAGUAGAAAUUAGUGAUGAGAAAAUUGAAGGACUCGGAGAAGCCUGGCCGGCCUGGAAUACGCAAAGUUUACAGCAGAGCUACUCGUACGAACCGACCUCCUCUCAAAAUCACCUCACUUACAAUUCCUACGCAGCAGAACCGAGUGUGUCGUACCAACAACCGUUCUCGUUCGAUUUCUCGCAACUCUUUCCGCAGCAACAUGCAGCGGCUGCAGCCACCGCAUCCGCUUACGCUACCAGUGCUACACAAUUUGCGCAGAAUUUUGUUCAUCAGGGAGCGACCGCACCUCCGGUGAAUGCGCAGGUGGAUCAUCAGAAUAUCGAAAAGUAUAGUCAGUACUUAGAUAUACUAAGAAACGCCUACGGAAUUCAAUUGCCAGGAGAACUCGGACAGAAGUCGCAACCAGCGUACGAGUUGUCUUCGUACCCGACUGCAACAGCGACGACAUACCAAGCGGGUGCAAGCCCUUAUUUGACAGCAGCGCAGACGACCAGUAACACGGGCGUUGUUCAGCAUUCCGUUCAGCAUCCGACGGCGACUUACACUGCUGCUACGUCUAAUCCUCAGCCUCAGGCUCAGUAUCAAGUCUAUCAACCGCAACCUACCGUAUAUGAAAAACAACAGCAGGUGACCUAUCAGAAUGUGGCGCAGCCAGUCCAGUCGUCAGGACUUUACUCACAAAUCUCGUAUCCUGACACAAAAUCCCACUCAACCAUGCAGCAAAUUGUUCCGAGUAUGCAGAUUCAACAACAACAGCAAAUUCGACAGCAAAUUCAACAGCAAAUUCAGCAGCAAAUUGUAGAACAUGCAGCACAGCCGACUUAUAGCACACCAUAUCCUGUUCCAGCUCCAAUUCCUUCGUCAACAGCCCCACCACACUCAUACGAAACAGUUUCCUACCCUACUUAUAGCUCCUCACUCUCCGUUUCGCAGCCACAGUAUCCACAACCACAAAGUGUGCAAUAUCCUGGACUACUUCCUUCACAAACGAGUUCACCGGUUCACCCGCAGCCGGCUUACACUACGCAACUUCCAUCACAUCCACAACCUUCCGUUCCCUCGCCGUAUCCCCAACCACCCGCUUCGCCUACGGACAUGCAGUCGCAACAGACCGACAGGUAUCCGCCAUCGUAUCAGACGGCUGUUUUUUCGACCUAUAAUGGCCAAUCAACACCGCCAAAGCCACAAGUCUACACUUACAAAGGACCCGAUCAUGGCGUAAAACCUACAUACAGCACAAAUACUGGCUCCCAAUACAUCUCACCUUCCGAACAGGCCAUAGUCGAUGCUAAUACUGUAGCUGAACCGGAGACCAUAGGAAGCAUAUACGGUGGAGGAGAUCUCGCCGAACCAGCAGUUUACCCUCCGCACACUCAACCGUCGGUUCCACCCAUGACACGUCCUACUACUCCACGACCCACAUCAACUCGUCCUCGUCCUACCGUGCCACCGACUAAGCCUUCAACGAGGCUACCGAUGUCCACGAAAACUCCAGAAAUAGCUGUUUCAGCACAAGCUUUGACUCAGCAGAUUCGACGCCUACCCGCCGUUCUUUAUUUGGAUUCUCGAAUGGAAGGAAGCGCAGAGCUGGAAACGUUGUUGAGAGACACCUACGGAUUGCCCUUAGUGGCUUUCUAUGUGGAUAAACUGGGUCGACCGCAAUUGGCACAGAAGCACCUUCAUCAAUUAACCGCACACAAAGGCCUACCGUACCUCUUCAUCUGUGGCACUUUUAUUGGCAGUGAACAGCAUAUCCAGAAUUACCACAAAAACGGACAAAUCCCACAACUGGUAGAGUAUGUCUGUGGGGACGAUCGAAAAAAGAAGAAAAACAAGAAGACAUCAUCUUAA